GACCGCUCCCUCAUCUCUGUGAGCUGCCCGACAAGCCUCACCUCCAUCGGACGCGGCGCCUUUGCCGGCUGCUGCUCCCUCACCUCCAUCAGCCUCAACGUCGGCCUCGAGUCGAUCAGCAUGGCUGCCUUCCUCGACUGCUCCUCGCUCAGCUCCAUCACCCUCCCCGCUGGCCUCAAGUCCAUCGGCGACUCCGCCUUCAUCGGCUGCUCCGCCCUCGCCUCCGUCUCCCUCCCUGACGGCCUCGCCUCCCUCAGCAACAGCGCCUUCUCCCGCUGCUCCUCCCUGCCCUCCGUUGCGCUGCCCGCGAGCGUGACAGCUAUCGGCUCGUGCUGCUUCCAAGGCUGCACCUCCCUCGCCUCCAUCCGCCUCCCCGCGGCGUGCACUUCUGUGCGCAGCGGCACCUUCGCCGGCUGCUCCUCCCUCACCUCCGUCACUCUCCCCGCCGGGCUCACCGCCAUCGGCAGCGCGGCCUUCGGCGGCUGCUCCUCUCUCGCCACCGUCACCCUCCCCGCCGGUCUCACCUCCAUCGGCAGCGAAGCCUUCUCCCGCUGCUCCUCGCUCACCUCGAUCGCCCUCCCCGCCGGCCUCACCUCCAUCGGGGCAGAGGCGUGCUUUCGCUCUUCCUGCGGCUCCCUGUCCUCCGUCGCCUUCUCGGGCAACAGCAGCAUCGCGCACCUCGGCGACUUCGCCUUUGGCUGCUGCGCCUCCCUGCGGAGCGUCACGCUGCCCGACGGCCUCGCCAUCAUCGGCCGCAACGCUUUCAACGGCUGCACCUCGCUCGCGCGCGUCCGCCUCCCCGCCACGUGCUCCACCAUCGGCGACUUCGCCUUUUUCGGCUGCCUCGCCCUCGACCAGGUGGCGGUG
Emiliania huxleyi CCMP1516 is the source of this 867-nucleotide messenger RNA. RefSeq lists its product as hypothetical. NCBI's taxonomy places the organism in Eukaryota, Haptophyta, Isochrysidales, Noelaerhabdaceae. The transcript has 2 exons. The annotation marks the transcript as partial. The record is from RefSeq and is a predicted model, not a curated record.